Messenger RNA from Paramuricea clavata, 2011 nucleotides. The record is from the annotation of a GenBank genome assembly. Lineage: Eukaryota; Metazoa; Cnidaria; Anthozoa; Malacalcyonacea; Plexauridae.
AUGAAGUGUAGAAAAGUUAAAGCUGUUCUAAGGUAUCACACGCCAAACAAAACAAAAGAACCCGAGUUAUAUUUCUACCAUUUGCUUAUGUUGUAUUUUCCAUGGCGAGAAGAAACACAACUUCUAAGUUCUGAUCAAACAUACACAUCUAAGUUUUAUGAACCUGACGUCCAAGCUGUCGUUGAACAAAAUAGGGCAGUAUUUGAACCUGAUGCUGAUGCAAUAACUGAGGCACUAGAAGCAAUGAGAAAUAAUGAAGGAAAUAUUGUUCACUCAUACGAUUCCAUAAAUGAUCAAGAAAAUUCAGAUCUCAGAGAUGAAACACCAAUUGUUUCAGAUGUUAACGAGUCCUUCAAUCAACAACAACCUUCACAUCUUGAUUCUACACAGUCAAAUCAGCAAUCAUCUGGGACAGUUACUUAUCAUAACCAACCAUCUGAAAUUUCUGAUGAUGAACUACGGCAGUCUGUUAGAUCCUUAAACCCAGAACAACGCUGUGCAUAUGAUAUUGUUCUCUCUUGGUGCAGAAAAUUGAUAAAAAACUUGAAUAGCUUAAAACCUGUUGACGUUAAACCAAUCUAUCUAUUUUAACCGGAGGUGGUGGUGCAGGCAAAAGCCACUUGAUUAAAACAAUAUAUCAUACAGCAGUAAAGACCUUUCGACAUCCUCCUUUUAACCCUGAGUUACCAACUGUUCUAUUAUUGGCACCAACAGGUGUGGCAGCGAUAAAUAUUGAUGGAACAACAGUUAAAACAGGGCUUGCCAUUCCAAAAGAAACUGGUGAUUACCUUCGUGGAAUGUCUGACCAGAAGAAAACACAGUACAGAAUCUCUUUAAAAGACCUAAAACUUAUAAUUAUAGACGAAAUCUCUAUGGUUGGAAAUAUAACACUACUGCAUACCCACCAACGAUUGAAAGAAAUUUUUGGUGUGUCAUCAACUGAUUUAUUUGCAGGCAUUAGUAUUAUAGCUGUGGGUGAUCUCUACCAGCUUCCUCCGAUUAAAAAGAAAGCAAUUUUUGAUGAUUACAAAAUAGAAACUAACAAUCUUUGUCAUCCAUGGAGAGUCUUUAAAAUGGUUGAACUUACCGAAAUCAUGAGACAAAAAAUGAUAAGGCAUUUACUGAACUUCUUAAUAGAAUUAGAACAGCUUCGCAUACAGAGGAUGAUAUUAAAGUUCUUCAGUCAAGACGUAUCACAUGACCUUCUGAUCCUAAUUAUCCCUCCGAUGCCCUUCACAUUUGGGCUGAAAAUGCACCUGUGAAUGAACAUAAUCAAACGAAACUAGAAACAAUUCAAGCACCACUAUUUCUUCUUAAAGCAAAAGAUCAGUAUCCAAAAAAUGUCAAUAAACAAGACAUUGAUAGAGUUUUAGCAAGAGGGCGUUCUGAAACAGGUGGACUUGAUUUUGAAAUUCAGAUAAAAAAAGGUGCCAGAAUAAUGCUCACUACAAAUAUCAAUAUCCAAGAUCGACUUAUCAAUGGCCAAAUGGGGACUGUAGUUAAAAUUCAGGUGAACGAAAGUAAUAAACCAACUAUCUUACAUAUAAAAUUUGAUGAUGAAAAUGCUGGGAAAACAUUGAUUAACAGUAGUGUCAACUCUUUUGCCAGAGAAAAUCAUCUUGUAUCUAUUGAACCUGUUUUAGCAAAAAUCGAAGAUAUGCCAGGUAAACCUUCUUCCCCGGAAUUUCAGAGAAUACAGUUUCCGAUUGCACUUUCAUGGGCAUGUACUGUUCAUAAAGUUCAAGGACUUACUCUUGAAAACGUCGUUGUUAGCUUAGAGUUGAAUAAACAAAGAUCUUUCAACUAUGGGCAAAUCAAUGUAGCCUUAAGCCGUGCUACGUCUUUACAAGGUUUACACAUACUUGGAGAAAUACAAAGUAAACAUAUAAAGGCAAAUCCCAAAGUUCAUGAAGAAUAUGAGAGACUUCGAAAUUCCUGCUUAAGAGCCUCGACUGAACAUGCACGAAUCAUGCAACACAUCAGUUCUAACCAUAUCACUUUUGAAUAUUAG